This is a messenger RNA of Temnothorax curvispinosus, 905 nucleotides long. RefSeq lists its product as uncharacterized. NCBI's taxonomy places the organism in Eukaryota, Metazoa, Arthropoda, Insecta, Hymenoptera, Formicidae. The transcript has 4 exons. The record is from RefSeq and is a predicted model, not a curated record. The annotation marks the transcript as partial.
UAGGCAUUUUGGCUGACAAAAUAGUUGAAAUUUUUCAUGAAAAAAGGAGAUCUACGUAUUACGUUAGUCCUAUUGGAAAAAGUCAAUCACGCCACAACAAACCGGAAGUAGCCAGAGGAAAAUUAAUAGAUAAAUAUAGAAACAAGCUUACCAUGCUACGAAAAACUUUGGCAAGUUGUGAAACCUUUACAGUUGAGGAAAAAGAAAAUAUAUCAAGAGAAAUGCAGGACAGUCAAGUAUGGCUUAAGCACAAUAUUGAACCCAAAGAUGAAGUUAUUCGUCGUUGGAAACUAUCUUUUCCAAUUAGAAAAAUAGGACGAUUAUCAUUAAAUGAAUAUUUAGAAGAAUGGCCUAUCUUAAGAACACAAGCAGCAAUUGAUUUAGCAUUACUUAAGCCAUCCGAUGAAAGUUUAUUUAAUUUGCUUGAAGAUCAGAUAACAACAGAUUCCAAAAACGUAAUACGUUCGUAUUUGUUAUCUUCUUUGGUACCUCCUCGUGGUAGGGCAAAGACAGGCAAGGUCUACUGGAAACCAUCUGUAUCCGAAGCAAGAGAUGGCCUUUUCUUGCAAGUAAAAAUCCCAGGUGAUAUUGAGUCAGCAAAACAAGAAAAGAUUGAUUUUAUGUAUAAAAAGGGUUUAACAAUUCAGCCGUACAUAAUAGUAGUUGGUCCCAAUUUAUGUAAUAUUCAUGCUUUCUACGUUAUUAUUGAUAGCAAAACUUAUGAAACAAAGACAUUUCUUGAUGCGUUAAAAUUUUGUUUUGAAGCAUAUUUUGUUUUGGACUUAAAAUACACACCAGAGAGCCAGCAUCUCUGGUUUCUUUUACAGUGGGAAGUGUUUAAUAUUAUUUCUGCAAAUGACAUAAACAUUCCUUUUAUGAACGAUAUAUUACGGUUUAAAACAUAG